GAAGGAUCGCGGCCGAGAAGGGGAAACAAGCAUUCUGCAGACCAGGGAACCGACGAACAGAAAAGGCGUUCGACAAGGAAGGUUCGUUUAUUUGAGGUCUGUUACAAGUAUACCAGAUAGAGGCGCAAGGUGCAGCCUCACUUUUAAGAGAAGGUUACAUCCAACCAAAAGAAAAAGGAAAACUGAAAUAACCAACAAUUACAGUGCAGCAGUGCAGCCCAGAACAGGUUGAAUCUUGUAUAGAAUUGCUAAUGAGGGGUAGAAGCUAUAGUUACAGCCCAUCACCACCAAGGGGUUAUGGAAGAAGAGGCCGGAGCCCUAGCCCUCGGGGUCGCUAUAGUGGUCGUGGUAGAGAUCUUCCUACUAGUCUUUUAGUUCGCAACCUUCGCCAUGAUUGCAGGCCAGAAGAUCUACGUAGGCCAUUUGGACAAUUUGGUCCUCUUAAGGACAUUUACUUGCCUCGAGAUUAUUAUACUGGGGAACCACGUGGCUUUGGUUUUGUCCAAUAUAUGGACCCUGCUGAUGCUGCAGAAGCCAAAUAUCAAAUGGAUGGACAAAUUCUUCAUGGAAGGGAGCUGACAGUUGUGUUUGCAGAGGAGAAUAGAAAGAAACCAGCUGAAAUGAGAGCAAGGGAAAGAGUGAGGGGCCAGUCUUAUGACCGUAGGCGGUCUCCUCGUUAUUCCCGCUCCCCACGCUACUCCCACUCACCACAUCAUGCAAGAUCUCGUUCGCAUAGCCCUAGUUACUAUUCUCCAUCCCCUAGGCGAAGGCGUUACUCAAGGUCAGUUUCACCAUCAGAUAGAAGGUACAGUGGAGAACGAUCAUACUCUCGUUCUCCUUAUGGUUCAAGGAGCCCAGAAGACUACACUAGGAAACCGGAGAGGGAAAGGUCCUUGAGCCAGUAAGCUACUGAGAAAAACUGCAACCCCAUUGGUAUCAGUGGUUGCUUUCAGUGAUAACAUUUAUCAUUACAAUGUACCUCUUUAAUUAGGUUGGCAUCAACGCAGAUUGAUUUUCACAUUUUGUUCAAGUUAGCAUAAAGUUGAACGGCUAUUGUAGAAGGUAACAUCUUGUUAAGAAUUUGGGUGCAAUUUUUAUACGAGGGAAACUGGUGAAGGUACCCAAUUAGUGGUA
Molecule: messenger RNA, 1134 nt
Organism: Nelumbo nucifera (sacred lotus)
Lineage: Eukaryota; Viridiplantae; Streptophyta; Magnoliopsida; Proteales; Nelumbonaceae
Product: serine/arginine-rich SC35-like splicing factor SCL30A
Molecular function (GO): RNA binding
Source: RefSeq, a predicted model, not a curated record